Rhagoletis zephyria (snowberry fruit fly) is the source of this 2130-nucleotide messenger RNA. The record is from RefSeq and is a predicted model, not a curated record. NCBI's taxonomy places the organism in Eukaryota, Metazoa, Arthropoda, Insecta, Diptera, Tephritidae.
AUGUCGACCACCACCUUUGACGCCUCUGGUUCUUCCACUUUGAAACGUCCUCGACCCGAUUUUGAAGUGCUACCCGGCCCGGGUGACCCACCAGGGUCGUCCGCCCACGUCCCAGCGUCCCCAGACGUCGAAAGCAGUGCCUUGCGGACCAAGAAACUGAGGCAGUUUGAGGCGUACGCCAGUGACGCAGUUAGCGCUGAAGGCCGUCGCCAUCUUUGUCUGAGCGCUCGCAGCACCACCGCCACUACUACCACGUCUACGAGCGCGCCAAUUACCAUUCACCCGACGGAUGAGCUGCUGAAUAAUGGCGACUCUGGGUUCCAGGAGCUGCAGAUGCCGCCGGAAUAUUUGAAUGCUAGUGAUGAGGCUAACGGCGACUCUAGGUCUUUUGGGGAAGAGGGGGAGAAUGAAAGGGGCAAAGAGGAUGAAGAAAGCAAAAAAAGUGGUGGUGGCGACCAGGACGAAGACGGCGGAGGGAGUGGCUCCGGAUAUGAAGAUGACGACGGCGAAGACAGUGGAGGAGGUGGCGACAAUGACGACGAUGACAGUAUCAGUGAGACCUCUUGCGACUCCGACAUUUCAAGUCUGAGCGGCGAGAGCUGGAAACCCAUUUCCAAUCACAUCAAGUGGGUGCAGCUGCAGAUGGAGAAGAACAUCAGACCGAAGGACAUUAUCCUCCAGCUGACCGGUCAGGUGGUGCCCGAUGAGGUGGACGACAUGACGGCGCUCAAGUUCAUCAUUCGCUUCCUCGACUCGCGCGUUCGCCCGAAGCUGUCGCACAUUAACACCAUCGACGACGCCGUCUCCCUCAUCAACCGUUCAUCGAACAUAAUCGUUCUCACGGGAGCUGGCGUUUCCGUCUCUUGCGGCAUUCCCGACUUUCGCUCUCGCAAUGGCAUUUACGCACGACUCAGCAAGGACUUUCCUGACCUGCCGGAUCCUCAGUCUAUGUUUGACAUUCAUUACUUCAAGCGUAACCCCUAUCCAUUCUUCAAGUUUGCAAAGGAAAUCUACCCCGGACAGUUCUCUCCCUCGCCGUCUCACAAGUUUAUCCGAUGCAUCGAGCAAAAGGGCAAGCUCCUUCGCAACUACUCGCAGAACAUUGACACGCUGGAGCAGGCGGCCGGCAUUGAGAAACUGAUCACCUGUCAUGGCUCUUUCGCCACCGCUUCUUGCACCAAUUGCCGAUUUCAAGUGGACUCAAAUGCAAUCAAGGAGGACAUCAUUGCACAGCGCAUUCCGCUCUGUCCCCGAUGCAACACCAAUGACGAUGCAGCGGACUACAGUAUUAUGCCUGUCAUGAAGCCCGAUAUUGUCUUUUUCGGUGAAGGGCUCUCCGAUGAGUUCCACAACUCGAUGACUUUGGACAAGGAUCAGUGCGAUUUGCUGAUUGUCAUUGGCUCCUCUCUCAAAGUUCGCCCCGUCGCCCUUAUACCCAAUUCAAUUCCCGAUGACUGUCCUCAGAUUUUGAUUAACCGCGAGCCUCUUGACCACCUGAAUUUUGACAUUGAACUACUCGGCGACUGUGAUAUCAUUGUGAAGUACCUCUGCGAAAAACUGGGAGAGGAGUGGACUGAGAGUUGCUUUGGCCCCAAGGAAGCAGCUGGUACUUUUGAAACUAGCGAGGCAGCGAUUAGCAAAACCGAGGAUGAACUACCAUUCAAGUUCACCGCCCCAAACCGAUACGUUUUCAAGGGCGCCGAACUUUCUUUUUAUGAUAAUGACAACGAUGACGACGACGAGGAAGUCGACGACGUGAAUGAAGAAGACCAAGAUAAUCAAAAUGAUAGUGAAAAUGAAAGUGAGAUUGAAAAUAGUACCAAUGGUAGCAACAACCUGAACGCCACCUCAGAUGAGAGUGUCUCGCUGCAGUCCAGCUUUGAGACUUCAGUCGCUGACACUUCAUCAUCCUCUUUUUCGAUGAACCGCACUGACGAUGGUAACUUCUGCCUGAAGUUUAAGACGCUAGACGCAGAGAACGUGCCGCCAGCGGAGCAUGGCAUCGGCAAGUCCAUUACCUCGCCACUUCAUUCAUCUUUCGAGUGCAGCAACACCACCACCACCUAUCCGUCCCGCGAGAAGAAGGAAAAGCGAGAAAGCAUUGAAAACUAUUCUCCCAACUCUUUCUAA